Messenger RNA from Odontomachus brunneus, 1763 nucleotides. Its product is annotated as short-chain dehydrogenase/reductase family 16C member 6-like. Gene Ontology annotation, cellular component: lipid droplet. Bases 686 to 1678 code for a protein of 330 amino acids. The transcript has 9 exons. Gene Ontology annotation, molecular function: oxidoreductase activity, acting on the CH-OH group of donors, NAD or NADP as acceptor. The record is from RefSeq and is a predicted model, not a curated record. Lineage: Eukaryota; Metazoa; Arthropoda; Insecta; Hymenoptera; Formicidae.
AUAAGGGGUGGUAGCACUGGAGAUUCAAAAGAAGGGAGGACAUCUUUAAAAGCGCGUCCUAAAAUAUUGCAAAGAGAAGAAAGUUAGAGAGUGAGCGUGGAACAAGAGAUAGAAUUGAGAAGAAAGUUAGAGAGCGAGCGUGGAGCAAAUAGAUAGAAUAGAGAGGGAGGGGAGUAAAGUAGAGAGGUAGAUAGAAUCGGGCGAAAGAGCGAGAGAGAAGGAAAGUGAAAGUCUUAGGCAGAGGACUUAGACAAGAAAGAAGAAACGAAGAGCGAAAGUUAAAGUAAGAUAGAAUAUUAAGCUACUAACGAGGAGAUAGAAUGAAACAACAGCACUAGCCAAUCUAGAACAGUGUGAAUUUGUAGGUGUAUGUGAAGAGUCACGCGAAAGCAGUUCGGAAAUUCUUGUAUCGCAGAUUAUGAUAAAAUCCGUAUCCAAGCGCAACUUUUAUCUGUAUUUAAUAAUAAACUCUAUUAUUAUUCGUGUAUAUUACUGUGAGUUGAAAAGUUAUUUGAACAAUUUCCAAGUACAAUUUUCAAAGGUAACAUCAAUCAUUCCAGCGAAGUCAGAAAAAGAAAUUGCUUGAAGACGUAUAUUCUGACGAGGACUUUUAUACUCGAAUCCCAAAGAUUACAACUCUGUGUCGCAUUGAACUGAGUAGCUGUCAAAGAAUCAAAGAGUAGAUAUGACAAAUAUGAACACCGUGGGAAAAGAGAUCGACAAUUAUAAUCAGAUAAUUACGAGUGAGACCGGAAACUUUUCAAAUAUAAAAAGAAUUCUCUUCAUCAUAUUGGAACUUUUGAUUCUUAUUUUAAAAAUUGUCUACUAUAUCUGCGAAGGAACGUACAGAUUGUUUGUCCCAAGACAAAAAAAGAAUGUGUCUGGCGAAAUCGUUUUGGUAACUGGUGCAGGUGAUGGAAUUGGAAGAGAAUUAGCAAUUGGUUAUGCGUCCUUAGGAGCAACGGUGAUAUGUUGGGACAUUAAUAAAGAAACCAAUAAGCAAACAAUGAACGAGAUUAAAACAAUGGGGAAAAGUUCUGUAUAUGCUUAUCAAUGUGAUGUGUCAAAUAAAAAUGAAGUUUUUAAGAUGGCUGAAAAAGUAAAAAUGGAAGUUGGCGACGUUACUAUUUUAAUCAAUAAUGCCGGCAUUGCACCAAUACGAACAUUCCAAAAAUAUAAUAUCGAUGAAAUUUCUAGGGUCAUAGAUGUAAAUCUAAUGGCACACUAUUGGACUAUGAAAGCAUUCCUACCAAACAUGAUCGAAAAAAAUCACGGUCACAUUGUAGCAAUUUCAUCGAUAGCAGGAUUACUUGGCGGAAAGUAUGGAUCACUUUACUGUGCUACAAAAGCUGCAAUUCGAUUGAUGAUGGAAUCUAUUACUGACGAACUGCGUCAGUGCAAUAAAGGAAAGUCACUUGUUAAAACGUCUACUAUUUUUCCGAGUUGGGUGAUCACUAAUUUGACUAAAAAUGUCAGAGUAAGAUUUCCAAGUAUUUCUACAUCUUAUUCACCGCAACAAGCAGCAUCUUUAAUAAUCGAUGCACAGAGAAGAGAUUACAAAGAAAAGAGUUUUCCUUCAUUUUUCUUAUUAUUAAUGACAAUUGUAAGAAUUUUUCCCGACAAAGUACGAGUGAGCGUAAUGGAUUUCCUUGAUGUUGAUUUCGGUGGAGACAAUUAAAAAAAAUAUAUGUAAUACAUUAAUAAGUUUCUUGGCAAACAAGCGAAUAUACUAUAAGCUAUAUUAAGGGAAAAAGGGUAUGCAA